This is a messenger RNA of Microdochium trichocladiopsis, 3123 nucleotides long. RefSeq lists its product as uncharacterized. The coding region runs from base 1 to 3123 and encodes 1040 amino acids. The record is from RefSeq and is a predicted model, not a curated record. Lineage: Eukaryota; Fungi; Ascomycota; Sordariomycetes; Xylariales; Microdochiaceae. The transcript has 4 exons. Gene Ontology annotation, molecular function: phosphatidylcholine lysophospholipase A1 activity.
AUGGCCUCUUUGCAGCACACCGGUGCAUGGCUCCGCUGCCUCCUAUGGCUUCUUCUGUACCUCCCGUCCACCGCAACGAGUGCCAACCCUCCCCCCAAUCUUCGUAUCCAGCCUCUGGGAGACUCCAUCACAAAGGGCAACGGUUACCCCGACGGCAAUGGCUACCGGCAGAAACUACAGCAGAUGCUGAACAAUAUCGGGACCGAGGUCGAGUAUAUAGGCUCGCUAGCUAGCGGGAGCAUGAAGAACAACCGCCACGAGGGCCACUCAGGUCAGUAUCUAGCGUCUAUCCGCACCUAUGUGCAGCUGUCCAUCAGAGCCCAGCCGAACGUGGUGCUGGUGCACGCGGGUACCAAUGACGUGGACAAGGAGGUGGACCUCGAGACGGCGCCAGCGCGUCUCGAGGCCAUCAUCGACGAGAUUCACGACAAUGACACCACUGGCGGCCGCGCCGUCAUCCUGGUCGCCAAGAUCAUCUGGGCCAACGACGCGCGCAUGCAGGCCAACACCGAUGCCUUCAACGAAAAAGUCGCAGAGGUAGUCAAGCGGAAACGACAAGCCGGCAUCGAGGCGCGGAUGGUGGACAUGAGCCGCAUCCUGACCGUCGCGGACCUGGACGAUAGGAAGCACCCCAACGAGGCUGGCUACCAGAAGAUGGCCAAGGCUUGGUUUGACGCCAUUCUCGAGGCCGCUGACGCCAGAGUGAUCGCGCCGCUGCAGUCCGGGGGCGCCGUCGGUGGCGGCACUUGCAAGGGCGACAACUGGGACGGGGGCGGCACCGUCUUUGACCAGGCCCGGGCAUGGACCGACAUUGGCAUCGUCGCGCCGGGGCCGGCAGGGGCAUCGCAGGACAAGUUGCGGGUGGCCGACCUGAACGGGGACGGCCGCGCCGACUACAUCCUGGUCGAGGCCUACGGCACCAUCAAGGCCUGGCUCAACACGGGCAACAUCCCCAAGGUCGGCGACGCGGCCAGCUGGAAGGCGGUGGGCGCGGUAGGCCCGGCCCGGCUGGGCAGCGUGCCGGGCUUCAACCGGGCCAAUGUCCGGUUCGCCGACGUUGACGGCGACAAGAGCGCGGACCUGUUGCUGCUGUCCCCGGACGGCUCGGUGCGGGCCUGGCGAAACACGGGAGAGGGCACCGAGUUUGUCGCUCUCGACGCUGGCUGGGCGGCGGGCGUCGGCGGGGGCAUUACUUCGGCCAAUGUGCGCAUCGUCGACAUGGACGGCGACGGGUAUGCCGACUACGCGAUCCUGUACGGCGACGGGUCCCUCAAGUACGCGCGCAAAACGCACAACAACGGCAAGGACAAGUCGAAGCGCAACUUUGAAGACGCCGUGCUCAUUGCGCCGGGCGUGGGCGGCGUGAGCGGCAACAUGGUGUACUUUGCGGACCUCGAUGGCGACGGGCUUGCCGACUUCCUCAGCAUCUAUGCGGACGGCAAGGUGGGCGCCCUACUCAACUCGGGCAGGGCUUUGUGGGGUGGCGACGGCGAGAGCAGCAGCACGGGCUCCAAGCUGCGCUUUGCCGACCUCGACGGCGACGGCUGGGCCGACUACCUGGUCGUGCAGGACAAUGGCGCCGUCACGGCCUACCUCAACCGGCAGAACAUCCCUCCACGGGCCGACCGCGGACGCAUCUGGGCCGAGGCACAGGUCGUUGCCACCGGUGUCGGGGAGCCGGGCAGCCGGAUCCAGUUUGCCGACUUGGACGGCAAUGGCAAGGCCGAGUACCUGGUCGUGUACCCGAGCGGGGCCGUCGUCGCGUUCAACAACACGGGCAACAUCCCCAAGGGCGACAAGCCCCCAAACUGGACGCGCCUGGGCAUCGUUGCCGCCGGCGUCAACCCCCAGGGCCCCCUCGUCCGCUUCGCCGACAUCAACGGCGACGGCAAGGCCGACUAUCUGACCGUGUUCGACUCUGGACGCAUCGAUGCUUACAUCAACGUGUGCGCUGGGAACCGCCAUGUCGACGCGGGCAUCCCCGUGGACGGCAGCAUCAGUAGGGCCGGGUGGUGCGACCUGUCACAUGAGCGCGAACUCACAGAGGCGGACCGGAAGCAGAUCUGGGGAUCCGGUCUGGGCGCCUUGGGCGUUGGCGGGUGGCUGGAUAAGUGGCUCAUCGCAUACGGCGAGAAGGACUGGGCUAUCACCCUCGCCGAGCAGGUCGGAAUCGACGGGUUCGAAUGCAACAGCAUCGAUUCUCACGACAACUGCGAGAAGAAAGUAUUAGACUGUGAAAAGCUCUAUGAUGCAGGUCAUGCGCCAGUCUUUUGGAUACUACGAGCCGUCUCGGACUUCAACGAUGUCCUGUUUCGGAUGGCAAACAUAUUGACCUGGGAGGGGUUGACGUCAAUACUCCAGAUAGAUCAGAACAUCGAAGAGUUUGGAUCUGGCGGAGAAGACGACUCAAAAUUCGGCAUAAUUUCCACUGCCUUUGGAGCCGCAUCCCCCAUCACGGCUGCCAAUGCGCCAUUGAGCGGGGUGCUCAGCGGACUCUCGGCGUAUAUAGGUCUCUUGGAUGAGCUGGGCCCGUCGGACGAGGAUAAGGACCGCUUGAUAGUCAGCGAGGCGCUCGGCAUGUUAUACACAUCUGUCCGGCGCAGCCUCCGGGCACUGGUGCAUUUGACGACCACGGGAUAUUUCAAAGACUCUCCCAGUAACGAUGACCACGAGGAGGAAGUUAUAAACAAGCGGGUCCUAGACUCCUCGGAUCUUCCCGGAGUGUCCAAGAGCAGCUACGUGAGCCCGACUGCCGCGUUUUUCCAAGACGGCAGAUAUCUCAUCAACACGUACUGGUUGGGUAAUGACGUGGCGAACUGGGGAGACUCCUUUCACGAGACAAGUACACAGCUCACUGCCACCGUCUUGCUUCGAGAUCAGAGAUGGUUUGUAUUCAUCGAUGAGGACGUCGCGACCACGGAGAGCUGCAGCAGAGACGCCAAAGGCCAUGAUGGGCGUCGGUGGAUUGACGGGUGGUGCUAUGAUCUUUGGGUCUUUGAAAUCGAAAAGGACUCGGACACCGUCAACGAACACGACGGAGACAGCAACUUCGCCGAUUGGGCGCAAAACGCAAAGUUCCGCGCCUUGCAGGAGUACGCGUCUAUUGACUUGGUUGACCUGUAA